Molecule: messenger RNA, 1919 nt
Organism: Leptinotarsa decemlineata (Colorado potato beetle)
Lineage: Eukaryota; Metazoa; Arthropoda; Insecta; Coleoptera; Chrysomelidae
Product: major facilitator superfamily domain-containing protein 9
Biological process (GO): transmembrane transport
Cellular component (GO): nuclear envelope
Molecular function (GO): transmembrane transporter activity
Source: RefSeq, a predicted model, not a curated record
CUGUCAUUUUUUGCAAAUAUGAUUUGGUUAAAGAAAUUCAAAAUGUAAAUACCAUCAGAUAAAACUAAUUACUUUAAACAUUGUGAAAUUCAAUUAAAGCAUGUAACCAUCACUGAACAGAUAAUGUUCUUUAAUCUUGCCUUGACCAUUGGUGCUUGAAACCGCAAUUCCAGGAAAUAAUUUUGUUGGAAUAGUGAAAAUGCAACAGUAUUGAACAAUUAAAAAUCUUAUAGAUACUUUGAAAGCUACUUUUUUUCACAAAACUAAAAUGGACACAGAAAAAUUAAUAUUGAAGUUACAACUUAUCACCCUCUUUGAUUCCAUUAGCUUUGGACUAAUUUAUGCAUUUCUUGCUCCAUAUUUGAUGGUCCUUGGUGGCGAUAAUGUUACCACUGGAAUGUUGGCAGUUUCUACUCUCAUAUGUGAACUUAUAUCAAUUAAUAUUGCGAAAGACCUUAUCAAAGCCCAAGGCAAAAGAGAUGCACUUUUCACUAUGUUCAGUAUUGGUGUUGUCUCACAUGUCCUGCUUGUUUUAACUAGAAGUUAUUGGUUUACGAUUUUUGCCAGAUGUCUAUUUUCUUUAACAAACCAAACCCAAAACAUUGUCAAAGAUCUGCUCGUGAAGAAAGUAUCUGAAGAUGAGGUUGAUUAUCAUUUGAUGGUAUGCAAUAUUUUGAGAUCAUCUGGAUUUCUCAUAGGACCAAUUGUCACUGGAUGUUUAUUUAAUAUUGGCUUUUCUUUGAGUUGCAUUUUGGCAGCCUUUUUGACACUUUUAAGUGCUUGCCUCGUAUUAGCCAUUCCAAAAGAAAAAGACGACAUUCCAACUGAAGGGGCUGAUAAAAGUUUAAUUGAGCAAACGGUUGAACAAGUUUCAAAAACCAUGGUUUUAUUCAGAAAAUCUAAUUACAAGAAGAACUGGGACUUGUUGGCUUUGAAAUAUCUCUACAUUUCCAGUGUAACGAUCUUUUUUGCUAAAUUUCCCCAAAUUUUAAUAUACAAUUUUAAUGCUGAUGCUUCAGUUGUGGGAUACACUACUUCCUAUAUGAACGCAGUAACAUAUAUAGCAACAUAUUUGGCUGUUACAUUAAAAAACAAAUACGAACAUGUUCCGAUGUCGAUACUAAUUUAUCAGGGUUUGUUGAUAACAUUUUGUUCAUUGUUAGCAGCCUGCUAUGCUCCUGUUUAUACUGUUUUUGCCCUAGCUUGUAUCCCCAUUAUAUUUGCAAGAAAUUACAUAAACACUGUUUGGGAAAAACUAUAUUCAAACAGAAAAAACAAUAGUUUAUAUGCUUUGAAUGAUUGUGUAGGUUUAGCAGCAGGCUUAUCAAUGCCUCUUUUAUUUGGGGUUGUUUGCAAUAUAAUCAGGCAUAAUGCUGUCAUAAUAUUCUCAGUAAUACCUAUUAUGAUUUCAUUGUAUAUUUUUAAUACAUAUACAUGUAAAAUCAAAUCUUUAGAGGAAGAUGCAGAUAAAACUAAAAAUGAAUAGUUUAUUUUAAAUAUUUUACUAGUACAGUUAUUUGUAAAUUCAAAUAGCUUAUGAUUGUUACAUAAAUAUGCUGUGAUAUAACUUGAAUUCAUGAAAUAAUCUAUCAACUUUAUUAGUGAGGUAGAGGAAUCUAGCCAAUGUGUUUCAUAAUUUGAAAUAAAUUCCAAGAUACUUUCAAAAGAAGCUUCCAUUAGAACUUAUUUUAAAUAUUACACUGGAUUAGGUAAUUGAAAGUUCAGAUAGCUUGAGAUUGUUGCAUAAAUAUGCUGCUGUGAUAUAACUUAAUCUAGCCAAGAUUUUUCUUGAUCUGCCACAAAUAACAGUAUAUUUUCUAAUUAGGCUUCCAUUAGAAAUUGUUGAACAUUUUGUAAUAAUUUUACAUUUUGUACAUUCCAGAUUAUUAUUUUUGAUCAAAUAUAGUUUUACUUCGCCA